CUUUAGGUUUGACAACGCAAAGAAACUUGACCAGAAAAGGAAGGACGAUCUUGCAGAAGGAUGGUGUACAAGCUCAUUGUUGCACUUGCAGUCGUUGCUCUAACUUCUUCACACGAAUUAACGAUGAAUGGUGGGAGAUGUUUAUGCCUUCGAACUACAGAUAAGAUGGUGUUUCGUCCUAACCAGCUUAAGACGAUAGAAAUUCUCCCUCAAUCUGCCUCGUGUGAAAAUGUGGAAAUAAUAGUAAACUUGAAAAGUGGCAGACAAAUAUGCUUGGAUCCCAAUGCAAACCAAAUAAAAAAUAUUUUCCAGCAGCUCAUCAAGAAGAAGGGAAAGAAAAACGAUAAACCCAGAAACUGAAUAUUUGUCAAGAAAAUUAUCUGAUUUGUGGAGCAGGAGCCUAGGAACUUUACCUGAUUUAGUGUUGUGAUUCACAAAAUGUGUCAUUUGAGCCAUUGGCUGACAAAGUAUUAAUUUUUUUAAGUUAAUAUAUUGUGCUGCAAGUGAUUGUUUGAAGUUCAAGAAGAUGCAUUCAUUAGAGAACAGAUUGUAUUUUCUUAAUUUCUGUAAUAUACUGUACAUUAUGUUUUAUACAAUAAAUACCAAAGCAACUUUCAGUCUGUUUUCUAUUGUUUUAG
Molecule: messenger RNA, 638 nt
Organism: Dermochelys coriacea (leatherback sea turtle)
Lineage: Eukaryota; Metazoa; Chordata; Testudines; Dermochelyidae
Product: alveolar macrophage chemotactic factor-like
Exons: 4
Coding region: 61-360 (99 amino acids)
Biological process (GO): inflammatory response; cellular response to lipopolysaccharide; antimicrobial humoral immune response mediated by antimicrobial peptide
Cellular component (GO): extracellular region
Molecular function (GO): CXCR chemokine receptor binding; chemokine activity
Source: RefSeq, a predicted model, not a curated record